GCUCGCUAAAGAAAGCAAACACCGUUUUGAUUCUUGCAAUGUUCGAUGCUCGUUGCAUCCGCAUAAUUUUCUGCGAAGAAAACAAACAACCUCACUUCAAAACCUUUGAAAAGACUCACCCAUCACAACACAAACACAAGCAUGUGCCAACGAACCCUGUCUCAAGAAGAGCCGCUGAGCUUGGCUAUUGUUCCCUUCAAGCGAGGGCUGGCUCUGUCCCCGUUGUCUUGCUAUGAUACUGUCAGUGAAACUAGCAUCAGCACUACCGGUAGUAGCACUGGUAGUACAUGUAGUAGCGAUGCCAAUGACGGCGAUAUUCAGCUGAUCCAACGACCAUCGUCGAGAGGAAUCAGUUCCUCCUGUGCCUUGAGACACUUUGAGGUUGAACUGAGUCUCGCCGCUGUAUCGUCUGCUACUACGUUAGUCUUGUCAGGAUUCAUCGAACGAUCGACUCGCCACGACAUUUACGCCUUGCGGGAUUUUCUGGUACGAGACGACUGUCCGUGCCAGACGGUUCAGUUUCAAGACGAUGUGGCGUAUGCGAGCAACUUUCGUCGUUUUGCCUACAAGAAGGAGAAUAUCAAUCACCACAUACAAGCCAUUUGUCUCCGCAAGAACAUUUGCCUGGACUACCAGAUUCGAUUGGAUCUAGAUGUCGACGACCUGGCGCUCGACAGUGUCCUCUCGUUACUCGCUGAAGUCAAGAAACACCCCGAAGUCCGUCAGCUGUCCAUUGCGGGACAUCUCAAUCCUACCCAAGAAAGGACACUCCUCCAAAAACUCACGUCCUUGCUGCGACAAGACGACCGCGAUUGGACUUGCGUCAACGUCUUUACUGGAUUUGUCAAUACCACCGGCAAUGACGAUCAUGACGACUACCAACAAUGGAGAGACAUCAUGAUGGAAUACAUGGAAAUCUUCUCUCAACUCUACACAAAGUACAACAUACCCAUCGAUAUCCGACCGUGCUGUGACUAAAACCAAUGUCACGCUUUCAUAAAGAUCAUAGAACCAUGCAAAUACAGGCAAAUAAAUUGCUCACUUUAAUUUAAUUAAAAAGAUACACACAAACGC
This is a messenger RNA of Seminavis robusta, 1074 nucleotides long. The record is from the annotation of a GenBank genome assembly. Lineage: Eukaryota; Bacillariophyta; Bacillariophyceae; Naviculales; Naviculaceae.